AUGUUCUUACAAAGCUCUGUCCAUGAUGAUGAUGAUGCUCUUAAUCAUUUGAUGGGAGGGGUGCGUUCGUCGUUUGGAGAUUGGCUUAAAGUUACUUCUAUACGGGUUCAGGGUAAGUAAAGCUCUGUGGAUACUUUUAAGAAAUACCCUACUCUCAGAUCAACCCCCCCCCCCUCAAAAAAUUGAUGACUCCACAUAAUAUGGGGUAUGUAGUUUUAAAGCUGCUGGUUUUAAGUAAUAUACUAUUGAUACUUCCUUCAUUCGACCGAAACACCGAGGUCUCCUAAAAGUUUCUCCGUGAAGAAUGCACAGAAAAAAUAUGUUAUUUGGACAUGGGAGGAGCCAGACUAUGGCAGCCUUUAUCAGAUACCCAACUACAUUAUAGAGCGAAAGAUAUCAAGACUGAAGAACUUUACCGCAGUUUGGACAAUUCCUUACCCUGAGACCAGAAUGAUUAUGGAGAAUUUAGAUCCGUCCACAGAAUACACCAUCAGAUUAUCAAGCAACAAUAUUUAUGGAAAGUCAGAGGGUGUAUUGUUAACACAAAAGACACUGCCAGGAAAUAAUAACACCCAGAGUGGGUUUCUUCCCAAAUGACCAGCACCAAGUCGAUCUUUACAUAUAUACAGGUACCUACCAAAAGGAAAUUAUUAGAAAAUUCACGAAGUUAGGGAUAAGGUAAAGGUCAACAAUAACAACUGAUGUCAUCCAACGCUUGGACAGGACACAAUCAUAGUGUUUGAUACUUAUAUUCCAUAGUAUGAAGUGUUUUGGCUCUGAUUUUCUUUGUUCCUAAAAUAAGGUAAUCUAAAAAAGUUCAAACGUGAAAACAAGGGUAUCAAGAAAAAAGUUUCAAGUUGUCUCUUUUUCUUAUUGAGGACACAAAUAGACAAAAACGCUUUUAAGGGAAAGGUUUAUGCUUCAUGUUACUUGCUUCCGAUAAGCAUUUGCUUUUUUUUCCAACUUAUAGACAGAUUCAUCAGAGAUUUGAUGUUAGUUAUAGUCUUGCCCUUGUUCUUAGCUGCUGUAUUUAUAUUGGCUGUUUGCUUAAAGUUUCGGCCAAUAUGUAAAUCAAAACAGAAGAGAGGAGAGGUAAUUUGACUUGAAUUUUAUGAUUAAGUUAUCCAGUGUUAUCCAGUUAUCCAGUGAUCUAAUGUUUGAAAGAGUAAUUCGCUGUUACAUUGCUCUUGAAGAUUGAGCUCUCCAUGAACGUUGGAGGCUGGGCGGAAAUUCCCAGAUCAGAUGUUACGCUCCAAGACAAGCUGGGAGAAGGUGCAUUUGGGGAAGUGUACAAAGGCUUGGUGCGCAUGGGAGAACUAGUGAGAGCAUGCGCAGUAAAAAAACUUAAAGGUAAACAUUUUUGAUGAAGUUUUUGAUUGGUUGACUGAUUUUCUUAGUUAAUAAGCUCAAUAAGUUAAUAAGUGAAUGAUCGAUUUAGAAAACUUAUGAUUGGUUGAUGAUUUCUCGGUUGAAAGCACAUGCAUUAGAUGCGUUUCAAGUGUUUGAUACAACUUGUAAACAGAUUUGCUGCCCCUUGGAUAUCAGUAAAGCUUAGAAUAUUUCUUUGCAGAAAAUGCUACAGAAACAGAGAGACGGGACCUGAUUAACGAGCUUGCAGUCAUGGUCACAGUUGGUGAACAUCCUAAUGUCUUAAGUCUUAUUGGAGCUUGUACCAAGACUGGUAACUUUUAGUUGAUAUUAAUUGAUGUUCUACGUGCAGUUUCCUUUUCAGUUUUGUCUUUCUAUGUAAAAGCAAAUUCCCAAUUAUGCAACACAAAUAAAUGCAAUUUUGCUUCACAACCUUAAUAUUUAGCUUUGUGGCAAAUUCUAGAGCCAGUAUUGGUGAUUGUCACUUUGGCCCCGAAUGGCUGUUUGUUGGACCAACUGAAAAAGAGGAGCGAAAAUCCAUAUUACAAUGUUCGGAAAGAGGCAAUGAAGUUCACGCCCCAAGACAAAAUGAAGAUCGCAAGAGAUGUAGCUUGUGGAAUGCUUCACCUGGCCAGCAAAAAGGUACAAGAUCCAAUAAAGAAUUCAGAAAAAUAUUUACUUUCUAGAGGAUUAUUUGAUUUUUAUUCUGCUUCUCUUUCUUAGUGUGUUCAUCGUGACCUUGCAGCGAGAAACGUGCUUCUUGGCGAGGAAAAUGUUGCCAUGGUUUCCGACUUCGGCCUGUCACGUGAUGUUUAUGAAAGUGGUGAAUACGAAAGUACAUCUGGGGUAUGGCCAGUUUUCUCGUGUUUAAAAAAUGGGGAGAGUAGUUAUAACGACAUAUAUAUUUAUAGUUCCAGCUAUAUCGUAUUGCAAAGAUUCUUCCUCCUUUGAAGUGUUACGGUAUACAUUAACCGAGAGAAAGAACACUAUACUCCUACAAACCCAACUACUUAGUUAAACAACACGUCUAAAAUGAAUAUGAAAGUGAUCUUCGAACCUCGUCUUAAGUUAAAUCUUACGAAGAAGCGACUUUUAUGAAAUGAAAGCAAUAACAAUGAAAACAAUAACAAUUCUCCAACGUAUUCUGGAAAUUCUAGAAGCUUACUACACAACUACGUACUUUAGUAAAAUUACAUAAUUAUCACAAAUCCUAACAGAAUUUUCUAGAAUGUUCCAUGGUAUGUUAUUAGAAGGUUCGAGUAUCCAUGUCACCGUGAGUUAGCAUUCUCAGUCUCAGAAACUGCUAUUUACGUUCACUAUCCAGAGCAAGAGACACUCGUAAAUAAUAGCUAAUUUUCUUCAAUACGUUUCAAGCAAUUAGCGCGCCGUUUGGGGGGUCCUUUGGCGGCACUAAAUCCCCUUGGGCUCCUUGCAAUCCCAGUUUUAUCUCCCUGAGCCAAUGCCGUCUCAACAUACAACUAUAAAAAUUCACGAUUUUUGUACGUACUAUUCUUUAGUAUUAUUUAAAAUGAAUUGUUUUUACUCAAACCAUGCUUUAAAUGAUUUCUUCCAAAAAAGGGAAUGUUACCUGUUCGCUGGAUGGCUCUUGAGUCUUUGGAGGAUUACACGUACAAUACUAAAACAGAUGUGUAAGUUAACUCUGUAAGGAAUUCUGAGGGAAAGUUAAAAUUGUAAAGCUACUUGCUAUUCGCGAAUAGGGGUCCUAAUAACUGAUUAAGUUUGAAGCUAUUUUAUCGUCUCUGAGUGUUUUCCAUUGAAAUUAAGCAGCAGAUACUUCCCUCGUCAUGAUAAUGAAACUCUAAGAACAAGUGGGGUACUCUUGGCAUACUGAUGCACUUUUGUAAUGUUAAGAUAUAGCUCAGAUGCUAUAUCAAAUUCAUGCUUUCCUUUAUAUACUAGUUAUAUCGAGAUGUAGCUAGUGAUAAUGGUGAGCUUAUGGCGUUAUUGCAAUUUGGAAUUAUAAUUCCGUAAGAAAUCAUUUUGUUUUUAUUGUAAAAUGACCUAAUAGUGCUGUUUUGCGACAGAUGGUCCUUUGGAGUGUUAUUAUGGGAGAUUGAAUCUGGAGGUAAACAGUUUUAGCAUUGAGACUUUUUACCUAUUUCAUAUUAAAGGAUAUGUGAGUAAGUUAAGAUUUCGAAUACUCACACAAAACAUCAUCAUCAUUGUGUAAAAUAUCUGCUGCAGAUAUAAGGUUAUCAUGUCAACGUAUGCACUCGACUUAUCAGAGUUUUCAAAGGAAGUCUACUGUAUAAUAAUUAUCACUAGUCGUCUUAUUGAGACAAGCUGCUGAUUAAACCAUCAACAAAGACUGAACUCUUUAUCUUUCCUUUCAAGGUAAAAUGCCGUAUUCUGGUCUUGGCGGAAUGGAAAUAAUAGAAUUUCUGAAAGCAGGACGAAUUUUAGCCAAGCCGGAUGGAUGCCCAGAUGAAAUGUAAAUAAUCUUGAAUGGAAUAAGACCCCGGUCUGUCACAAUGGUUCAACUCCGAGGUGUUACUAAAUAGAAUCGUUUUUCUGUUCACAGCCACGAUAUGAUGAAGUCAUGCUGGAGUUUGGAUUCUACAAAGCGUCCAUCAUUUUCUGAGCUUUUGGAAUCACUGGAAGAAGAAAUAAAGACCAAAGGCGUAAGAAUUUAA
Pocillopora meandrina is the source of this 4022-nucleotide messenger RNA. The record is from the annotation of a GenBank genome assembly. Lineage: Eukaryota; Metazoa; Cnidaria; Anthozoa; Scleractinia; Pocilloporidae.